CAGUGGCUACAGGCUCACGCGUCUCUUCAGUCAGACACCAGGAAGUGAGGAGAGCAGCAGUGAGACAGAGUCAAGAGUCAGGGAAACAGUUUAAAGACUAAAAUCUAACUAACCCAGGUGAACAUGGCUGCUGAGGUCUUCUCCUACGAGAGUCUGGUUCACGCUGUGUCUGGAGCUGUGGGAAGCGUGACUGCAAUGACAGUAUUCUUCCCACUUGACACGGCCAGACUGCGGCUGCAAGUGGAUGAAAACAGAAAGGCCAGAUCAACUCCAGCCAUUCUGGCAGAAAUUGUCAAAGAAGAAGGACUUCUGGCUCCUUACAGAGGCUGGUUCCCCGUCAUCUGCAGCCUGUGCUGCUCCAACUUUGUCUACUUCUACUGCUUCCACAGCCUGAAGGCCAGAUUACUGAAGGGAAAACCGUCAGCACCCAGUACCGACUUAAUCGUGGGCAUCACUGCAGGUAUUGUAAACGUUCUCGUCACCACACCCCUGUGGGUGGUCAACACCAGACUGAAGCUUCAGGGUUCCAAGUUUCGUAAUGAAGACAUCCGGACAACCAACUACUCCGGCAUUCUAGAUGCGUUUGUGCAGAUUGUCCGCCAGGAGGGUGUUGGAGCUUUGUGGAACGGGACCUUCCCAUCCCUGCUGCUGGUGCUGAACCCUGCCAUCCAGUUCAUGAUUUAUGAGGGGCUGAAGAGGCAUCUGAAGAAAGGAGUUCCCAGGGAGCUGUCGUCCAUUGAAGUCUUCCUCAUCGGCGCCGUGGCCAAAGCUGUGGCCACCACUGCUACAUACCCACUGCAGACUAUACAGUCCAUCCUCAGGUUUGGACAAUACAGCAGGUCAACAGACGAGUCCAAAAUCCUGUCCAGUUUACGGUCUAUCAAGCUUCUACUGGUCAAUAGAAUCAGGAAGUACGGCAUGUUGGGUCUGUUUAAAGGCCUGGAGGCCAAGCUGCUGCAGACGGUGCUGACCGCUGCCCUCAUGUUCCUUCUGUAUGAGAAGAUCACCAGCUGCACCUUCAGCGCCAUGGGACUGAGCCACAACAACUACAAGAAACGCUAGCACGACGCUUCCCAGACGCUGACACUCGACUGCGUUCGAGCGUUGUAUAAAUGUAUGAAUCACUACUUAUGGACCCCGUGAUGGUGAGGUCGAGGAAAUCGGUCACAUGACGCUGGAAAAACUACUGAUUAUUAUCAGAGUCAUGAUCAGAUAAGAAGUGCUGUCCAUCGUGUAGAUGGGGCUUCACACACAGUUUA
Messenger RNA from Pleuronectes platessa (European plaice), 1259 nucleotides. RefSeq names its product solute carrier family 25 member 17 (gene slc25a17). Gene Ontology annotation, molecular function: FAD transmembrane transporter activity; coenzyme A transmembrane transporter activity; ATP transmembrane transporter activity. The record is from RefSeq and is a predicted model, not a curated record. The coding region runs from base 124 to 1062 and encodes 312 amino acids. Lineage: Eukaryota; Metazoa; Chordata; Actinopteri; Pleuronectiformes; Pleuronectidae. Gene Ontology annotation, cellular component: peroxisomal membrane. The transcript has 9 exons. Gene Ontology annotation, biological process: transmembrane transport.